UCUGCCAAGGUUUCCGUUUGGGGACGCAUGAGAAGAGUUGAUUUUAUAUUGAAUAGUUCAAUAGUUGAAGAUCUUGUGGUAUUGCAUUGCUUUUAAACAGUAUUUUAUUAUUAUUACUGGGACUACGAUUACUACUAAUAAUAAUUAGGCAAGGCCGAUUCAUUAUAUUGACGUCCGUGCCCCCCUAUGAAAUGCGACUGUAAUGUUACCAUUUUAAAUGCGUGCGAUACAUUACAGUUCUAGUUUCUUUAGAAUCUGAAACAGUAAGCCUUCAGUCAGAUCUUGUACAUUUUGCUCGUUUUUAGUAGUUGUCUUUUUGCUUGGUCUUUUAUUUUUGAUUUCGGCGGUUAAUACGAAGGAUAUUGCUAAUACGAAGUUUUUUUUUUGUUUUUUUUUCUUCCCAAUUAUUGGUUUUAUUUGUUAGACGGGGUACUGUGCCGUCCACACCACAUCUUCGCGCAUAAAUUACAUCUCCAUGCGCUUCCAGACCGGUAGCGUUACUUCAAGAUGCCACAAAUACAAGUUACACCUUUGGGGGCCGGGCAGGAUGUGGGCCGCAGCUGCAUCUUGGUUUCUAUUGGAGGAAAGAAUGUGAUGCUGGACUGUGGGAUGCACAUGGGAUAUAACGAUGAUAGACGUUUUCCAGAUUUCUCCUACAUUACACAGAAUAGCAGGUUAACAGAGUUUCUCGAUUGUGUCAUCAUUAGCCAUUUCCACUUGGACCACUGUGGAGCUCUGCCUUACAUGAGUGAGAUGGUGGGCUUUGAUGGACCCAUAUACAUGACACAUCCCACAAAGGCCAUCUGCCCAAUCCUAUUGGAGGAUUACAGGAAAAUCACAGUGGACAAGAAAGGAGAAACAAACUUCUUCACAUCCCAGAUGAUCAAAGACUGCAUGAAGAAAGUGGUUGCUGUGAAUCUGCUCCAGACAGUGCAGGUAGACGAUGAGCUGGAGAUUAAAGCCUACUAUGCAGGGCAUGUUCUGGGUGCAGCCAUGUUCCAGAUCAAAGUGGGCUUGGAGUCUGUGGUGUACACUGGUGAUUAUAAUAUGACACCUGACAGACAUUUAGGGGCUGCAUGGAUUGACAAGUGCCGUCCCGAUAUCUUGAUCUCCGAAUCCACAUACGCCACCACGAUCCGAGACUCGAAGCGCUGCCGAGAGCGAGACUUCCUGAAGAAGGUGCAUGAAACAGUGGAGCGGGGAGGAAAGGUCCUUAUCCCUGUCUUUGCUCUGGGAAGAGCCCAGGAACUCUGUAUUUUGCUGGAAACAUUCUGGGAUAGAAUGAACCUGAAGGCACCCAUUUAUUUUUCCACUGGGCUAACAGAGAAGGCAAACCAUUAUUAUAAACUGUUCAUCACGUGGACCAAUCAGAAGAUCCGGAAAACAUUUGUACAAAGAAAUAUGUUUGAAUUCAAGCAUAUAAAGGCUUUUGACAGAUCCUAUGCAGAUAACCCUGGCCCCAUGGUUGUAUUUGCUACCCCGGGAAUGCUUCAUGCAGGACAAUCUCUUCACAUCUUUAAGAAGUGGGCCGGCAAUGAGAAGAACAUGGUCAUCAUGCCAGGGUACUGUGUGCAAGGCACUGUGGGGCAUAAAAUAUUAAGCGGACAGAAAAAACUGGAGAUGGAGGGAAGACAAACUUUGGAAGUGAAGAUGCAGGUGGAGUACAUGUCCUUCAGUGCCCACGCAGAUGCCAAGGGGAUAAUGCAGCUGAUUCGCAUGGCUGAGCCGCGCAGCGUCCUACUGGUGCACGGGGAGGCCAAGAAGAUGGAGUUCCUCAAGCAGAAAAUUGAGCAGGAGUUCAAUAUCAACUGCUUCAUGCCUGCAAAUGGAGAAACAGCCACCACUGUGACCAACCCCAGCGUUCCUGUGGACAUUGCACUGAGCUUGCUGAAGAGGGAGGCAGCGCUCGGUCCGUUACCAGACCCAAAGAAACCAAGAACAAUGCACGGCACUCUUAUAAUGAAGGACAAUCAGAGCCUUCGCCUGGUCGCUCCUGAGCAGGCAUUGAAAGAGCUGGGCCUCAGUGAACACCAGCUGCGGUUCACCUGUCGAGUUCAGGUACAGAAUCCCCAGUCUGAACAGGACACUCUCAACACAAUCUACAGCCAUCUGAAGAGUGUGCUGAAGGAGCACUCAAUCCAGCACCUUCCCGAUGGCACUGUGAUGGUGGAGUCCAUUCUCAUUAAAGUUUCUGCCGCUGCAGAGGAGCCCAGCACAAAAAUCUUGCUGGUUUCAUGGAGUUACCAGUGUAUCCAAUUCAUGCUGCCUUCUGCAACAAUGCUGGUGCAGUGAUUGAAAUGAGUGCUGUAUUGUGGGAACAGAAAAGCAGCAUCGUUGCAGGAGGGAGUGUGGUCUGGAUACACUGCAGGAGGCAGCGUGAUCUGGAUACACUGCAGGAGGGAGCGUGAUCUGGAUACACUGCAGGAGGGAGCGUGAUCUGGAUACACUGCAGGAGGGAGCGUGAUCUGGAUACACUGCAGGAGGGAGUGUGAUCUGGAUACACUGCAGGAGGGAGCGUGAUCUGGAUACACUGCAGGAGGGAGCGUGAUCUGGAUACACUGCAGGAGGGAGCGUGAUCUGGAUACACUGCAGGAGGGAGCGUGAUCUGGAUACACUGCAGGAGGGAGUGUGGUCUGGAUACACUGCAGGAGGGAGUGUGAUCUGGAUACACUGCAGGAGGGAGUGUGAUCUGGAUACACUGCAGGAGGGAGUGUGGUCUGGAUACACUGCAGGAGGGAGCGUGAUCUGGAUACACUGCAGGAGGGAGCGUGAUCUGGAUACACUGCAGGAGGGAGUGUGAUCUGGAUACACUGCAGGAGGGAGUGUGAUCUGGAUACACUGCAGGAGGGAGUGUGAUCUGGAUACACUGCAGGAGGGAGUGUGGUCUGGAUACACUGCAGGAGGGAGUGUGAUCUGGAUACACUGCAGGAGGGAGCGUGAUCUGGAUACACUGCAGGAGGGAGUGUGAUCUGGAUACACUGCAGGAGGGAGUGUUAUCUGCAAUGCUUAGAAGAUUUUUUUUUUUCUGAUUUUUAACAGCUUCACACAAUCUCUUUUUUUUUCAGGACGAGGAACUUGGAGGCUACCUGUGUACUUUACUCAGAAAGGGAUUGCCUCAGAGUACUGGCUGAGUGGCUGGAGGAGCAAUCAAAUCACCUGACGGCUGAAGCUGCCAUUCAUUUUUGUGUAAAAUGUUUUUUUUUGUGUGGCUUUUGUAAUAAAGUAAAUUAAAUUUGAAA
Molecule: messenger RNA, 3239 nt
Organism: Acipenser ruthenus (sterlet)
Lineage: Eukaryota; Metazoa; Chordata; Actinopteri; Acipenseriformes; Acipenseridae
Product: integrator complex subunit 11-like
Exons: 17
Coding region: 508-2292 (594 amino acids)
Biological process (GO): snRNA processing
Cellular component (GO): nucleus
Source: RefSeq, a predicted model, not a curated record